This is a messenger RNA of Quercus robur (English oak), 831 nucleotides long. RefSeq lists its product as uncharacterized. Gene Ontology annotation, biological process: aerobic respiration; electron transport coupled proton transport; mitochondrial respiratory chain complex I assembly. Bases 29 to 673 code for a protein of 214 amino acids. Gene Ontology annotation, molecular function: quinone binding; NADH dehydrogenase (ubiquinone) activity; 4 iron, 4 sulfur cluster binding. NCBI's taxonomy places the organism in Eukaryota, Viridiplantae, Streptophyta, Magnoliopsida, Fagales, Fagaceae. The transcript is spliced from 2 exons. The record is from RefSeq and is a predicted model, not a curated record.
UACAAACUCUCAUAGUUGGUGUGAUCAAAUGGCUGCUCUUAUACCAAGACAUACAGCUACAAAGCUAGCCUUGGUCUCAUCCCAAAGGUCCACCUUGCUCCACACAACCCCUUCAUCACUCAUGUCCUCCUCCCACUUUCCGGCUACUCAAAAUGGCCCACGAACUACCCUUCCAUCCAGAUCCCCUACUGCAGGCUUGAGCAAGACGGGAGAGUACUUAGUAUUAAAGGUGGAUGCUCUCGCGAACUGGGCCCAAUCAGCGUCCAUAUGGCCCGUGACGUUAGGGCUGGCCUGCUGCGCUGUUGAGAUGAUGCACGCCAGCGCCGCCAGGUAUGAUAUGGACCGCAUGGGCACCUUCUUCAGGCCCUCUCCACGACAAGCCGAUUUGAUGGUUGUGGCUGGCACUCUUACCAAUAAGAUGGCUCCUGCACUUCGGAAGGUCUAUGAUCAAAUGGCAGAUCCACGGUAUGUCAUCUCUAUGGGAAGCUGUGCAAAUGGAGGUGGCUAUUACCACUACUCAUAUGCUAUUGUUCGAGGCUGUGACAGGAUUGUCCCGGUUGACUUUUAUGUUCCUGGGUGUCCUCCAACAGCUGAGGCCCUAGUCUAUACAUUACUCCAGUUGAAGAAGAAGAUAAACAGAAAGAGGGAUUUUCUUUACUGGUGGACUAAGUGAUUAAUCAAACAUUUACUUGGACUGAAGCUUAGCCCUUCCAUGAUCCAUAUGUGUAGCAUAUGAACUUGUCCCUUGAUGGCUUCUUUUAAUUAGAUGUAAAUGUGGUAUUAUGUGUGACGUGUUGCAUAUAACAUUCUCUCACAUUGGAGUAGAUCAAA